This is a messenger RNA of Tilletiopsis washingtonensis, 1221 nucleotides long. RefSeq lists its product as hypothetical. Bases 22 to 1200 code for a protein of 392 amino acids. The record is from RefSeq and is a predicted model, not a curated record. Lineage: Eukaryota; Fungi; Basidiomycota; Exobasidiomycetes; Entylomatales. The transcript has a single exon. Gene Ontology annotation, molecular function: zinc ion binding; hydrolase activity.
CCACCAGCACCUCGGCCCAGCAUGGCCUCCUCCUCUCUCCAGACGCUCUGCGUGCCCGCGCCCAUCCCCGCCACGCGUGCCGACUUCACGCUCGCCGAGCCGCUGCCGCUCACGCCCUACACCUUCGAUGCCUCGCUCUCGGAAGACGAAAACUUCCUCACGUGGGUGACGAUCCUCACGCGGCACUCGACGUCGCGCAAGGGCCACAUGGGCACGCUCUUCGUGCGCCCGCCCGCCUCGGGUAAUCCCGCAACGGAGACGUGCAUGCCGGAUGCGCAGUCUCGCCUGCUGGUGCACGCCAACAACACGCCCAUCCUGUACGCCUCUGCCGCACGCAAUGCGCCCGAGAUUCACGCCGAGGCGCUGGCCAUCUCGCGCGCCGCGCGCUUCGGGCUGGCGCUGGCCGGCUGCACCGUCUACGUGACGUUUCCGCCGUGCAACGAGUGCGCCAAGCUGCUGCUGGCCGUGGGCGUGCGGCGCGUCGUCUUCCGCAAGUGCUUCGUCGCCGGCGCAAAGGAGAGCGUGCUGGCGGCGGCGCGCGCGCAGGGCGUGGAGAUGUGCGGCACGGGCGACGAGCUGUACAAUCUGCCUGCGCCUGGCGAGUCGCCGCAAGAGGCCAAGCAGCGACAGGAGGCGUUUCGGAUGCGCGAACGAGACGCAGAAGAUGCGAGGGAGAAGCGCGUCAAGGCGAUCUGGGAGGCGAUUGGCGAUGAUGCGCAGACGACGAGGCAGCGCGUCAACGACUGGUGGGACACUUGGAUGGCCGUCCAUCGCGCCAAGCUCAGGGAAUUGUGGCGCGAGUGGGGCGGCAAUGGAGACGAGGGCGAGAAGCGCGCGCAGGAAGAGGAGAGGGAGAAGAAGAAGCAAAAGGAGGCGCGCAAGAAGGGCAAGGGCAGGCAGGAUGAGGAGAUGGAUCUGGAUGAGCUGCGCAACGAGAGCGAGACUGUUGCGGCGUCCUCGAACGCCGCUGCGCCGCACGAGGCACUCGACGGCGCGCACUCGACGACAGCGCCACUCGCCGCGCAAGACGCCUCGCAUGCGGCGCCGCAAGCAGGACAGAAACGACGCAGCUCCGAUCUCUCGACGGCAGCGGCGGAGCCCAACGGCGACGAGGCGCGAGCGUCGCCCGCGCAGCCGCAGAGCGCCAUGCCGCUGGAGGAGCCAGGAGCAAGUCCGCCGCGCAAGAUCUCGCGCGUCUGAUCCCCGCGAGGAAUGACAUGC